Messenger RNA from Xyrichtys novacula (pearly razorfish), 8386 nucleotides. The record is from the annotation of a GenBank genome assembly. NCBI's taxonomy places the organism in Eukaryota, Metazoa, Chordata, Actinopteri, Labriformes, Labridae.
AAUCGAGUGACGCUGGAAAGCAGCCAUGCGCGCGCAAACAUCAUGAACGCGCUAGAAGUUUGAGGCUCUCAGCAACAACCCAAAGUAAAUGUGCGCUUAUGUGUUGAACUCAUUUAUACAAGUAUAUGUCGUAUUAGGAGGGUAGCUGCGACUAAACAUGGAUUCAGACGACGACGAGAGAGGUAGGCUAAAUGCUAGUUUGGUCUUUUUGUCAAGUCGGGGGCUGAUUUCUGCAACAACACGCUAACCGUAGCUCGCUCACCCAUGUUGAACUUAUUCCACACUCCGCCUCUUCUUAUUUCAUGUAUUUAAUUAAACAUUACACAUUGACAUUGGUUUUGUCUUCCUUUUUUAGAGCCUGUGGACCAUCGAGUAUUCGUAAGUACGGCUUUUAAACCAUUUUUGUCGAUACCCAUGCGAGGAGCUAAAGUCCAGGAACAGGACUCAUGGGUGUGAUAGUUGGACUUUAUCUGAAAUUUCAGAUUUUGUGACCUUAAAAGUUGACUUAUCUACCAUGCUGUUAAAGUGUAGUCAAAUAGAGUCUGUUUGUCGACUGUGUUGUGAUGGCAAAAGUAGGUUUGUGUAGACCUUCUCAUAGGCCUUAUGUUUGGGCAUGUUUCACUUACAGAUUCAUGUCCUAAUAUAAAACGAUAGCAUUUAACAAUAUUAUUUUGAUUUUCUCAUAUAUUUUGAUCAAUGAUAGUAGAACCAUCAUUGUGUUUUCUUCUUUCCAGUCAAAGGUUUUGAGUAUGUUUGAUGGAAACCCAGAUUUUCAACAAAUUUUAAGACUUGGCCUUCAGGGUAAGAAAACACAACGCCACUCACUUACUGCACACAUAUAGUCUGUUUCAGCUAUUGUCUGUGAAUUUGCUUUGAUGUGACUGAAUUAGCAGCCCCUCCAGGAGUUCACAUGUCUUCUCCAGACUUCACAAUUUUGCUGGAGGUUUUUGCAGGCAGUGUAUUCUGUGUAACAUGCUCAUCUCCCACGAUGACAAUUUUGACACAUCAAACAUAGGAAGUGAAACUUAAAAGUAGGGCACAACCAAUACGGACUUUUUGGGGCCGAUUAUUAUUGAGGAAAAUCCGGUUAUCGAUUAAUCGGCCGAUUUUUACAUUUUUUUAUGACGUUAUAAAAAACACCUAUAUUUACUGUAGAUAUCUACAGUAUACUAUAUAAUGUAGAUAUACUGUAGGCUACUGCUCUUCACGCUGACAGGAAAACCGACUGAUCAAUCUCCGGGUGCCGAUCGGUGCCUCCACGUCUUAACUCAAGUUACUCAUUUCCGAUCUGUUCUCAUCUGGAGACAUGCAGCUGCCUCAGUAAGAGAAGUAGCUCGAUCACGUAAUGUGUACUGUUGUUUACUCUACCGUUACUGGCACGGCUAACAGUGUAGCAAGGCUAAUAGCAGAUGGCUAACUCUAACUUUAGCUUGCAUAUUACAUGGUGCUUCACUGUUAACUCGUACCGUUGAGGCGGACCACUGUCCUCCGUGCGUCCCUGAGCUGCCUGCGUCAGAUCCGUCACUCUGCUGUGCUGUGAGGUAGUAAGUGGAUCAAGACUGUCAUGAGGUCGCUGCGCCAUCUACAGGAUAAGUCUGGGAACUUUUCAAAUGGCAGUACAUUUUGGAAGUGAAACCGAAUCGUAUUCUCCGCAUUUUAUUUCUGAAAAUAUCUGCGAAAAUCUGUGAGUUUUGGACGAUUACCGAUUAGUCUCAAAUGGGUUUAAAUUGGCCGAUUUAAUCGGCUCGCCGAUGAAUCAGUCGAGCCCUAGUUUGAAGUAAAGGGUGUCAUGAAGAAAGGACAGUACCACUCCAUCCUCCAGCACCAUGCUGUUCCAUCUGGACUAAGACUUGUGAGUCAUAAGUUUGUUUUGCUGCAAGACCCUAAGCAUUCUGCCAGGUUACUCCUUCCACAAUAAUCAUGUUUAUUUUGAUGCAAAUUAUAUUAUUGAAACUAUGAUCUUUUUUUGUACAAAUCUGAUCUUGCUUCCAAACUUUUGGCCUGUAGUGUACUGACUCAUCAAGCCAAGUCGUAAAACUUCCUGGAGGAGCUGCUUUGAGCGUUCACAUCAUGAGUUUUAGGUGCUUCUUUUACAAAUGCUCAUCGUUAUAUUUAUUUUUUUCAUUUUUGUCAUUGCCUCUGUAGCGGAGCUAGCGGGGAAAGAGGACGUUUAUAUGAUACCACAGUGUUCAGAAUUACCGAUUGACCCCGAAGAGUGCUUUAAAGCAUCUAACUGGACCAGUGAUGGGAGAUAUAUUGGGAACUUUACAAAGCCAGCCAAUGCUGUCCCAGUGCCUUCAUACCUUCAUGCAUAUGCAAACCCUCAUCGCUCAGACGUUUUGAACAACCUGGCCAAGGAGACUGUGAGUUCUUUUACAAUUUGUCUAUCCUGUUCAGUAGGAUUGUGAGAAUGAAUUCAGCUGAGUCUAUAGGGUUAAAUCAAUGAAAUGUGUGUGUAUCUCUUCUAGGAUACAGAAAGAAAGGGUGAAUUAUUUCAAGACUCAAAAAAAUACAUAGGAAAGGCGGACAGGAAACGGCUUAAAAAACAGGUGAGACCUAAGAUAAGAUAAGAUGUUCCUUUAAUUGUCCCACAGUGGGAAAUUCUAAAUUCACAGCAGCAUAGUACAGACACAGACAGAAAAAUUAAAGGAUAUAGAAACUCCGAGGUAAGUUAAGAAAAAGACAACUUGCAGUCUUAAUUGAGUUUUCUUAUUUUAGACCAAAUUCUGUCUUGAACCUGAGCUUAACAAAGUUGCAGCAAAGUCUGGUCUUUCUGAAUUUUCUGUUAUUUUUACUCUAUUUUUUCAUAUUUUGUCAACUACUGUACCUUGAUUGAUCAAAAAACAAGAGUGGUGGGCGGCUCCUCUUUUUUUACUGUAGGACAGAAAGAUUCAGAGGAUCUUGCACCUACAGCUCAUCACUGUUUCAUUCUCCUAUAAAUAGUAGAUGAGAUGAGAUUCCAGAUAAAUUAAUUUCCCUUUAGGGAUCAAUUAAGUCCUUGUAUUUUAUUGCAUUAUUGUCUUGUAAAUAAUAUAAAUGAACUUGAUUGUGUGUGUUUUCUUGUUCAACAGAGGCAGAAGGAGAAGAAACGCCUCGAGGAGAUACAGAAGGAGAACCCGAACUCUGGGAAAAAUGAAGAUGUAAUAAUCAGUUGUGGGCCAUAAUUUAGAGUUCAACAUAUUAACAGCUUUUAACACAAAUGAAUCAACCUGCUUGUUUUUCUUUCCAACAGGAGGGUGAUGAUGCUCAGGCGUGUAAACCAGAGAAGAGUACAGCAGACAAUAGUGAUUCCAGCAUCAGGCAGCAGGUGUGUGCAAAAGAUACCGGGAGCAGUGACUGCAGUGGGGAGGAGUUCAGCGAUGAAGAUAGAGACACAGAGGAGGAAACUGAUGACUUUGAGGUACUUAGUCUUUCGCUGAAAACAAAGCGUUGUGGUUAUUUUUGUACUCAUAGAAGACUGAUACUGAUUUAGCUUUUCUUAACUCUGAUUUUUCUCCUUUAAUCUUCUACUUUGUCAUCUAUUACCGCUUGAAAAUGUGACUUACUGGGCCUCUGUCUCUGAUUUCUGUCAGGAGCUGGAUAUGACGAGUACAUUUGUGAGCAAAGCUGCGGAUAUAGCCAGGCGUAAACUGGAGCUGAAGCCUAAGCCAGACAAGAGGGAGAAGAAGAAAAGCCCGGCGAAAGAAGAACCUAAGAGCAGCGCUGACAAAACAUAUGAAAAAACAGUCACUGAAUAUAAGGUGAGUCUGAUUUUGAAACAGAAAUGAUCAACAAUUUAAAUGUUGAAUCUGAUAAUAUCGGUUUUGGUUUUGCUCAUCUCCUUUCUCUUUUUGGACAGGAUACUGUUGCCUCAAGCAGCCUUAGUUUUGAAGAGAAUGUUAAAAUAAGUACCGAUCUUGCAAGUAAGUUUCCUCCACUCAUGCAUGUUUAGAAAUGUUUCAGAUUGAUCACCCUUGGAUAAAUAUCUGUCAUGUUUUUCUGCAGAUACAGGAAAUAGGUUCGCCAGCAAUGGAGACUUUCAUACAGCCGUGAAGUAUUUUACCGAUGCAAUAAAGUUCAACCCUACUGAGUUUAAGUGAGAACAGGUUUUUCGCCUCAUUUAAUUCACUAAUCUGUUGCAUCACCUGUUUCAACGCAAUGCUAAAGGCUGUUUUUCCCUGCCGCAGGUUGUUUGGAAAUCGUUCCUUCUGUUUCGAGAAGAUGCAGGAGUACGAGAAGGCGCUGGCUGAUGCCGAGUUGUCUCUCAGUAUGCAUCCAGGCUGGGUUAAAGGUCUGUUCAGGAAGGGCAGAGCUCUGGCAGGUCUAAAGGUCAGUAGUCUUUUUGAUGAUAUCUGCACCACCCAUGAAGGCCCCUGUCACGGGCGCUUAUGUAAUGUAAUGACAAAACCAGUGUUGGCUUUUUACGGAGAACAGAAACUGAUACUCGGCAUGUGAACUGUUGUGCAACAUUGAGAACUAGCUUCCGGAGGGGACUUAGCUUAGUUUUGAAGCCUCCUGAACUCAGAGCUUCUAUAAUAAAAACUAUGUUUUCUAGUCAUCUGAAAUAACCUAGAGAAAUUAUACACAAUGUACCUUUACAUAAGGUGGUUUAAACUGUGGGAAGGCACAGGUGUACCGCCAAACCAUUGGUAUCAUUGGCUAAUAUUUGGCAAACACUGCUGAUGGUAUCAAAUGUUAACUUUAUUGUUUAAACACAAUGCUGACAGGCUAGUUUGCCAGACUGCUUAUUCACAAAUGAGUCAUAAUUGGGUGGAGGAAGUCAUACUGGUUUGUUUUCAUAACGUCAUAUGAGAGAAGUUGAACGGCACAUACCGUUUGAAAACUAACCACGCCAGCAAGUUGAGUACCCCCAUUACUCUCAUGUAUUAGCUUUAUGAUCAGUUUUAACAAAGAUAUUAGGAUAGGCGUCUUCUAAUCUUUGCAUGUUGCACUCAGGCGACAUGUGUUGUCAUGGAAACGUGUUCCAGUCCUCAAACCUUCAUGAGCCCCUGCACUCACACACUGUACACCUAAUUUGCUCUGUAACACCUCUGAAUAUGACCGAUCCCAUCUCUCACUAAUUUGUGAUUUACUUUCAAAUGAGAGUCAUCCUUCAUCAGCGUCUCUGUUUUGUUAACCUUCACCCGUUCAGGUCGGUUUGACUCUGCGAUCACUCUGUCCUCGUUGCAUCAGAUUGAAUCAAUUUCAAGUCCCAUUGAGCCGCACGGGCGCACAUCAUUUACUCAGACUUGUUUUGGCUAGCUGUAACUGUAAACAUUAAUAACAGCCGAUUGGCGCAGCAGCAUGACAGUCACUGAGUCUUAACUUUGAUGUAGUGCCGAGGCAGCAGCUCAUUUACGGUGAUCUCCUCUCUCCCUCUUUCUCCUGCAGAGGUACGAUGAAGCGACUCAGGCUUUCAGGGAAGUUCUCAAACAGGACGGGUCAUGUGCCGAAGCUGCGCAAGAGCUGAUGCGGGUGCAGAUAACACAACUUGUGGUAUGUACAACAACAAAAAAAAGCUGCUCUCUUUUUAAGAUUCAGUUUUUGUCGUCAUACAGACAAUAAUCUUUAACUCAGAGUUUAUAAUGUGUGCUUUGUUUCAGGGAUAUGGUUACAGUCGAGAGCAGAGUUCAAAUGCUCUAAUUAUUCACGGGACGGUAGAAAAGGCACGAGAGGUUCUGUCUAAAUUAGAAGGUCAACCAGGUGACUGUCUUAUUAUUUCACUCUCAUUGCUUGAAAAGUUAAAAGCCUCCUUACUCUGUUCUGUCUGACCUGUGUUGAUGACAUCCCCUUCAGACCCAGAUAGGUCUUAAUCUUCACAUUCACAUCUGAACCAAUCUGAUUUAUCGUCUGUUUAGGACCCGUACUAAAAAGCGCCCUCCCACCUCCUCAAGUGGUGAACGUCAGCGGAGUCUCUCCAGUCCUUUCAGCCACAAACUUCGCUCCCCCUCAUCCGCAGAACGCACCAAAACCCCCGAACAACCCUCUGGUCCCAGUCCAGAAUAUGCCAAAUGUCCAUGUGCAGCCAAAACCAGUUCCUCAUCCCGCUCCAAGGACCAACAGUGUAGACCAACACCUUCCACAGUGAGUGAUGUCCCUGUAGACCUUGAUAUUCUUCACUGUCAGCUGUCAAGUCUUCACUGACUGACCUGCUAAAGCAAAGAUGAUCUGUAGUACAAAGUUUAAGCUUUGUCUCUGUGUCCGUUGAGAGCGUCCACACGCAAUUAAUCAGUUCUUGUAUCGGACAGACUUAAUUAAGUACAGCCUGUAUACUCACAGUUAUCGAUAUUGCAUCUUCCCUGAUUGGACGUUUUAUUCUAAGAGAGCAGGAAAUCAUUAAGUUCUUUCACGCGGCUCAAACUUCUUCAUGAACCAUAACAACCGCGAUUCCCUGCUCAGGAUUUGACGGUAUCAUCUGUUACUUUUAGUGUUUUUGAACAAUCAAUAUAUAAAUAAUCAAUAGAUUUUUUUUUUCUUCUCACAGGGAGCUGUUUCCAGUUUGGGUGGGGAACUUAUUCCAGCCAGUCUCUGAGUCCGACAUAAACCACCUGUUUAACAAGUAAGUAUAAUUCAGACACUUGGACAGACUUUCUGUGUUAGUUACUUCUUUUUUAAAUGAUUAAUUUUAACAGUCAAACCUUUAAGUCAGAUAAUACUGUUAUACUAGAGGUGGUAAAUGACACGUUUUUGGUCUUUCAGGGUCGGUGAGGUCCAUAGUGUGAAGCUACUGUCUUACAAACGCUGUGCCUUUGUGAACUUUACAAAACAAGAGUAUUGUGAUGAAGCGAUCCGACGCCUUCACGUAAGCACACGCACAAUAACGGCUUUAACUUACACUAUUGUUUCACUCUCAGUUCUUAAGUCCAGUUUAUUUUUUUCUAUAAUCAUUGAGCUGUUAACCCUUUAAAAGGCAUGACUAAAAAUUGAAGUGUUUCAUAAACAUUAAAAAGGAAAAUCCACCUUAAAUGAACCCCCUAAAGUUUUGCACCUUGUUCUCGCCAUUAGGGAUUUGAUUUGAACGGCGUCAAGAUCGCAGUGAGAUACCCCGACAGGAUUCCUCAGGGCAUGGGUAUUUCCAGGUCUGCUCUCAAAGCUGAUGACCUGCAGGAUGAGAACGCGAGGUGAGGACAAAAAAUGCUCCGAAUCUAUUUCAAAGGACUAGUUCAACAUUUCAACAGAAGCCAUAUUUUGUUUGUUUGUUCUCUCUUAGCUUAAAGUGCAGUAUUUGUUGAAAUUGGUCAAAAAGUAACUCAAGCAGAUUGAAUUUUUGGACGUAUUUUUGGAUCUUGACCAGGUGUUUCUUGUGAUCACACUUGGAUCUACGUUUUGAAACUUCUGUUUCCUCACUGCUUGGUUGUUUAAACCACUCUUGACUUGCAUCUCCAUCUACCUUAUAUAUAAAUAUGUGACCAGAUUAAUGUCUAUUUAAAUACAAAUAUAGAUGUUUUAUGUUUAUAUGAAUAACUAAGAUUAUUUUCUACUCUGUCAAUGCAAGUUUGAGGAAAUGAAAUGAAUUUAUCGGCACUCUGAGUUACCAGUUUGUUCUGAUGUUGAUGUUUUGUUUCUUUCAAUCAGGCAUGUGUACGGCUAUGGGAGGAAUGCAGUUGGAGGCAGAAGACCUUUCCACCCCCAUGAUCACGUCUACGACUACAGAGGAAACUACAAAUACUGAGAGAAAAAGACAUCCCUCAGAAAAAAAAGCAUAUCACUGAUACUGCCCAAAACAGGUGAUCAGUGCAGAGCUUUAACGCUUCCUUUUCAAAGAUCAAGUGUUUUUAAGUGGAGGAUGGAUACAAGUAUAUAAGGGGAUUCUUAAAAAAGGGCUUCGUCUGGAUAAAAGAGUAAAGCUUUUGUUUUAUACAAGAUAACAUUUUACAUAAUUAAAGCUUAUUACUGCCAAAAGUAUGAGAGAUAUAAUGAAGGAUCAAGACUGAUCAUUUUGGUUGUUUGGAAUAUUAUAGAUUAUACAUCAUACUUUAAGUUUUACUUCAGGCCCCUUAAUCUCAUGUCCAUAAAUAAUUUUUUUUUAGAUUGUAUCAACAAUUAAAUUUUACUUAAUAACAAAAAGAACAGAUCUUACAAGCAUCGGUGGUUUAGUAUUUUAUUGUGUAUUUAAACUUUGAAAUACGAUAUUGUGAAAGGCCUUAAAUAUUAUGUACUCACAAGAAAGUUUACUGUUCACCCUGCUCUUAAUGGGUCGCUUGCCUUAAAUCAUACUUACCCUGAAUACAACAGUCAUUUUUGUGACGUGGAUAAAGUGAGAUGUCAGUUAAGUAAUAGAAAUCACAAUUCUUAAUCAGAUCUUUAUCGAAAGGAGGUAAAGUGUCGAAUGUUUUACACUCUGAUCUGUGUAUUGAAACGUUUUCUUCUUCCUUCAACAAUUAAAGUGGAUCAGAUUAUCAUCCCU